Messenger RNA from Salvelinus namaycush (lake trout), 2145 nucleotides. RefSeq names its product extensin-2-like. The coding region runs from base 1 to 2145 and encodes 714 amino acids. The transcript is spliced from 2 exons. Lineage: Eukaryota; Metazoa; Chordata; Actinopteri; Salmoniformes; Salmonidae. The record is from RefSeq and is a predicted model, not a curated record.
AUGCACACUACCGUCUUCCACUAUCGUGCUCUUCCACUAUCGUGCUCCUCCACUACCGUGCUCCACUACCGUGCUCCUCCACUACCGUGCUCCUCCACUACAGUGCUCCUCCACUACCGUGCUCCUCCACUACUGUGCUCCACUACCGUGCUCCUCCACUACCGUGCUCCUCCACUACAGUGCUCCUCCACUACAGUGCUCCUCCACUACCGUGCUCCUCCACUACAGUGCUCCUCCACUACAGUGCUCCUCCACUACCAUGCUCCACUACCGUGCUCCUCCACUACAGUGCUCCUCCACUACAGUGCUCCUCCACUACCGUGCUCCACUACCGUGCUCCUCCACUACCGUGCUCCUCCACUACCGUGCUCCUCCACUACCGUGCUCCUCCACUAUCGUGCUCCUCCACUUCCGUGCUCCUCCACUACAGUGCUCCUCCACUACCGUGCUCCUCCACUACCGUGCUCCUCCACUACCGUGCUCCACUACCGUGCUCCUCCACUACCGUGCUCCUCCACUACCGUGCUCCUCCACUACCGUGCUCCACUACCGUGCUCCUCCACUACCGUGCUCCUCCACUACCGUGCUCCUCCACUACCGUGCUCCACUACCGUGCUCCUCCACUACAGUGCUCCUCCACUACCGUGCUCCUCCACUACAGUGCUCCUCCACUACCGUGCUCCUCCACUACCGUGCUCCUCCACUACCGUGCUCCUCCACUACAGUGCUCCUCCACUACCGUGCUCCUUCACUACCGUGUUCCUCCACUACCCUGCUCCUCCACUACAGUGCUCCUCCACUACCAUGCUCCUCCACUACCGUGCUCCUCCACUACAGUGCUCCUCCACUACCGUGCUCCUCCACUACCGUGCUCCUCCACUACCAUGCUCCACUACCGUGCUCCACUACCGUGCUCCUCCACUACAGUGCUCCUCCACUACCGUGCUCCUCCACUACCGUGCUCCACUACCGUGCUCCUCCACUACAGUGCUCCUCCACUACAGUGCUCCUCCACUACAGUGCUCCUCCACUACAGUGCUCCUCCACUACGUGCUCCUCCACUACCGUGCUCCUCCACUACCGUGCUCCUCCACUACAGUGCUCCUCCACUACCGUGCUCCACUACCGUGCUCCACUACCGUGCUCCUCCACUACAGUGCUCCUCCACUACCGUGCUCCUCCACUACAGUGCUCCUCCACUACCGUGCUCCUCCACUACAGUGCUCCUCCACUACCGUGCUCCACUACCGUGCUCCUCCACUACCGUGCUCCUCCACUAUCGUGCUCCUCCACUACCGUGCUCCUCCACUACAGUGCUCCUACACUACCGUGCUCCUCCACUACCGUGCUCCUCCACUACCGUGCUCCACUACCGUGCUCCUCCACUACCGUGCUCCUCCACUACCGUGCUCCUCCACUACCGUGCUCCUCCACUACAGUGCUCCUCCACUACCGUGCUCCACUACCGUGCUCCUCCACUACAGUGCUCCUCCACUACCGUGCUCCUCCACUACAGUGCUCCUCCACUACUGUGCUCCUCCACUACAGUGCUCCUCCACUACCGUGCUCCUCCACUACCAUGCUCCUCCACUACCGUGCUCCUCCACUACAGUGCUCCUCCACUACCGUGCUCUUCCACUACCAUGCUCCUUCACUACCGUGCUCCACUACCGUGCUCCUCCACUACAGUGCUCCUCCACUAUCGUGCUCCUCCACUACCGUGCUCCUCCACUACAGUGCUCCUCUACUACAGUGCUCCUCCGCUACAGUGCUCCACUACAGUGCUCCGCUACAGUGCUCCACUACAGUGCUCCGCUACAGUGCUCCACUACAGUGCUCCGCUACAGUGCUCCUCCACUACAGUGCUCCUCCACUAUCGUGCUCCUCCACUACCGUGCUCCUCCACUACCGUGCUCCUCCACUACAGUGCUCCUCUACUACAGUGCUCCUCCGCUACAGUGCUCCGCUACAGUGCUCCGCUACAGUGCUCCACUACAGCCUCCGACAGAUGGAGAAGCCCCGCUCGAUCCAGAGCAGGGACGGAAGGUUGCCGACGUCGACUUCGCAGUUGUAGGCACUGCGGCCACAGACACAGGCACCCCCAGCGACGAAGGUGCAGGAAGAUCAGGCUCCAGGACGGCUUAA